AAAAAACCCCUGAGAUGAUCGGGGGGCUUCAAAAAAAUGAAAGGAAAAAAUAAGGAAAUCAUCAUAGCCCACCCUCUAGAUAAAUUAUGAAUGCUCCCUUAGACCCUUUCUUGCCAGGAGUGCCAUAAUCCAAAAUGGAGGAUGAUCAGAGAACGUCCACGACACGAACUCGUACUUGUAGCAGUUGCUGUGAUAUUCUCUGGAUCGUAACCACAAAGGAGGGAUGGCUGAAGCUCAUUGAAGCAAUCAUGACGUUUCUAACCUUCGUGAUUUGUGCCGCUUUUCCCUUCACCGACAAACCAGAGUAUGAGUUCCUGAUCUUCGUCGCCACAACUUUGUUCGUUUUUAUGGUAUUGUACAUCAUCCUUGGCACGACCCAUCUACUUGAGAAGCUACCUCCAGCCCUGAGACAUCCCAUUCUUGGCGUGGUGUUCUGCUUUUUUGCUUUCUUAACCCUGCUGAUCGGUUCCGGAAUCGUGUUUGCAAGAGGCUCAGACUUUAACAUUCGCACUUUGGAGGCUGCGGGAUUUGCGGUUUCAUUUCAUCAGCACUAUUCUUUUUUUUUGAAGGUGUUUACUACUUCAUCCUCUAUCGCCGAGCACCAAGACGGCACGCAGAAAAAAAUACCUCAAGAAGAACAACCUGGUGAUGUUCUGCAGCCUUCCAAACCCGAGUACUGACUCGUUCUUGAGAGGGAACUUUAUUGGUAAGCAUAAACCAUGUCGCGAGAGUUUAUAUAAUUAGUUUCAGGCGCUAGCGAUAGCCCUGGAGGACGUUGGGCAAUCAAAACAAGUCGAAUGAACUAAUUUAGAAGUGGAACACAAUGUCAAACGCUUGAAACUUUGCGUUUCUUCAAAUGCUAUAUUAACCAGAAAAAAUUGUCCCACGUCAUUUUUACCGCGUGUGCAAACCUGCUUUUACCGGGGGGUACACGCAGCUGAAUCCCUCAGGAGGGUAAUCAAAAGAGUUUUGUACGGGAAGGCUCUGCCCGGAGGUCAAAUCCCUUACCCUGGCUUUUUAUAUACCAUUUUUGAUGGAAAAGGUAACCCUUUCAUAUGCAUCACAUUCAGAAAUGAUACCCCUAAAAAACUAGUUUAGAACUCUGCGUCCCUUUUAACCGUUGUUUUCAAUAAUGAAUAGCCCACAAAACCAGAAUGUUUUCUUGACUUUUUGGCAGCCAAAUAAGGUUAGCUCUUUUGGGCUUUUUUACAGACCAAAAUGACAGAGGGUCCACAAUAGGUUUGGUGGGAUGCGGGAUUUGGCUAUUUUUUGUGGUGAUACUCGGGAUGUAAGCUAAAAAAAGGAGCAAGAGGCGGGAAUUUUGAAAAUGAGUGGGAGCGGGAUUUCCUAUUUUUAUUGGGUUGGGAUGCGGGAAUCGUAAGGGAAAAGUAGCGGUAUACGGCAAUUAAGUUUUGUCGUGACCACAUUUUGACUCUUUUGUGUACACAGCCCUUGUACAAGGAUCUACUUGUCGUCAAGGAAAUGAAGCCUGUCAAAUUUAUCCAUUAUUACCUUAGCGUGUUUUCGUCUUAUUCCGGUAGUUUUUAAACACGGCGUGCGCGAACGGUCAAAGGAGAGGUCCGAGUGAGGCCAAAAAACGAAUUAGACUAGGCACUGAGACGCGAAAAAUGUGCGGUUAAUUUUAUACAGUCUUUGCCCGUACUUCGCACCUUUUAAAACCGAUUGUGAGGAAAAAAAAGACUGUUUUGCAAACUAUUGCAGAUCAAGUGCACCUAUUUUUGUGCGGAUUCAAAUAUGGAAGAAAAUAGAAAGAUUUUAAACAGGAAUGAGUACAAGCAGCAGUACAAAAGAGAAAGAAAUCGAGGACCGAGUCCAAGAAGGGUGGAAUAGUGAACUUUUGGGGGUUGUCUGCAUUUGAUUGUGUUGUUCGAUUCUGUAGCAGGUUUUUGUUUCCAUAAAAGAGAACAUUUUAUCAAUCUGUGCAACCAGUGUGUUCAUACACAUUUUCCAUGACCCGUAGACAAUUCAGGGUGGCUUCAUCGCCUAAUGCAAUCUAGCAGUAAAGCAAUAGAAACAUCCAUCCACCCAACUCAACUGGCUGUUUCCAAAUGGCCAGAACUCAGACCGAAGUAAACCUAUGCCUAUUGCAAGAAGGCAAGUCUUAUAUGAGAGCAAGAAACUCGUAAAAAAAAUUAGGGCGGGAUCAGUAUUCAGACGUAAAAACAGGCAUGAUAGCAGGAUUGAGAGGGAAAAACAAGUGGGAAGGCAGGAUUUGAGAACCUUAUUGUGGACCCUCCCUUUCCCUACCCUUUUAUAUACUUCAACUAGUGAACUCCCUACCCUUUCAUAUACCUGAGACCUGAAAAAGGUACCCUUUUUGGGUGGAGCCUCCCCAUUAAGCCAUUAUAGGGAGUACCCCCCCGGCCCCCCUCAUAUAUUAGUCCAGGUUUAGGGUUAGGUUAAGCGACUCAAAAUGCCACAAAAACAUGGAGGCCCACACCAAAAACAAUGUAAGUAAUCUUUAUUCAUCUUUCUCUCCUUACAUUCACGUUUGUGAUCAAAAGGUGCAAACUUUUGUGUUUUAUGAAGCAUUUCGUUUGAUCACUUAAAUCAGGCUGAGAGCAGGUGUUACAAAAUACAGUAUAUGUGUGAGAUCACGUGUUGCACGUGACAUCACAGUGUUUCCAACAGUUUGAAUGGUCUGCCUGUGGUUUGUGAUAAGAAAAUGCAAAGGUUGGGGAAGCUACUUACAGGGCUCAAAGUUUAAAUUUGAGUUUGGCAGCACUUGUGCUACCAGAUGUAAAUUUUUAGGUGCACAGCUGAAAAUUUUAGGAGCACAGCUUAUAAUGUUGGGAGCAUCUAUUUCAAAAGAAAAAUUAAAAAGCUUAACAGUGCCACGUUUAUUUGUCGUCUUCAGUUUGUUACUUUUACGUCAGUCCUCAGGGGCGGAUCCAGGAUUUUUUUUAGGAGGGGGUGCACUCGUCUCUUGCUCUACUUCAACUUUAGGCUCGAUUACCAGCCGCUGUUCGGGGAAAUGAGCCCGCACUCAUCCCCCGAAAGAGCGGCUGGACGCGUGUGAUUUCCUUUGUUGGCUUAAGCCAGCCGUCUCUCUUCGGGGAGGAUCAGAGACCGGACCCGGGAGACGGCGGAAAUCGAGCCUACCUCAACUUCUACUUUGCAGAAUACCAGUUGUAUUAGAAAACCGCAGUUCAUCUCAGGGGGGGGGGGGGGGGGGGGGCGCACCCCCUGCACCCUAGAUCCGCCCCUGGUCCUGUGGUUGAUAAAACACAGCCCAUUUACUAUGCAGUAAUACCACUGUGAUUUUUAAUACUAAUUUCUCUUUUGACAGUACAGUUGUGACUAAAGAAAACUUACACUUGAAAAACAAUUCAAAACUGACAACAAUGAGUGUGUUGAACGAGAAUGAAAAUUAAUCUUUAAUGAAUUUGUUAAAUGGGCAAUGACUUACAUGUAACUGGAAUACGACUUAAAAAACUUUCUUACCUGGAAAAAAAGGCUCUUAAUCCACACUGUUUUUGUUUUGAUUUACGUUAAAACUGAAGGUUCGACAUGAUCGUCCAUUGUGCAAAAAGUACAUGUUUUGUUUGUAGCAUAUAUUUGCAUGUGUCAGCGGUGUUUAUUACAAAACAGAAGAGUCUGGGAUGGAGUAAAACAUCGAAACAAAAAAGAACAUUCAAGUUCGUAGAAUCCAUUGGGAGAAAAGACCAAUUAAAAAUACACCGUCUUUCUAGUUCGAGUUCGUAAGUAUAGUUGGAAGUAAGUCAUUCGCACUGUGCUUUGGGUUUUAUGGCGCACAGGUACGAUUACACAUGAAUUUUUAGGCGCACAACCAAAAAUCCAGUCGCAUAUGCGACCAGUUAGUCGCUAACUUUGAGCCCUGUACUUACCAUUGGCCAUUUUGGAGUUGCGUAGGGAACUGGGGCGAGUUGCAAAUUUAAACUAAUCGAUAAACUGACUCAGGAAUAUAAAAGGUCAUGUUAAGAUUGGUUAUUUGACCAGGGUUGUCGCUCUAAGGUUGAACAGGGAUCAAGUUCUGACUCUUGAAACAUGGUUAUAAAAGAUCCAUACAAAUGUCUGCAAUCAGCGUCCCCCAAAACCAUGUAAACUCUUAAUUUUUUUCACGACUUCUGUGAUAUUCCUGAAAAUGGGCAAACAUAGUGAUUUUCAAAUUAUUUCCUUCCAAGCAGUAGAUGCAUGAAAAAUUUUACAGUUUAACAGAAAACAAAGAAAGAUGUAUGAUUAUUUUUUCAAUUUGCUGGUUUUGCCUCUGAAAUAUUUACACUGUUCUUUGUGAAACAUACACUGCAAUAAUAUUAUCUGCUGACCACCACGCAAGGUGACCGCUUUGCAAGUUGUGAGAACAUUGUUUCUUGCUCCCAGACCUCAUCUCCUUCCCCCUUCCCCCCCUUCCACCCUUGUUGUGAACAGUCUGGUAAUUUAAACUCUUCUUCCUAGAAGAAAACUAUGUUAACUUGUGAUGGUUAUUCUUGAUCUCUAUUUUCAUUAUUCAGGGGUAAUAUGACAAACCCUCAAUCUUACAGGGAAAAGUAGCCCGCAGACACAGAUGCAUUUCCAGCUGAUGAUUGUCUAAGGACCCCUCUAAGGCUGCAUGGAUGCAUCAUCUAUUUCCUUUGUUGCUCGUGUGAAAGGGCCCCACAAGUAACAAAGAAAAUAGCAGACAUCUAUACAUGCAGGCUCUUGUUUGUGUGGCUGAGAAGCCGAAAGCUACUACAGGUGUUUGCAGGUCAUGGCUGCUAUAUGUGACCAUCUUCUAAUUCUUGCAAAGUUAUUAUUUUGAUAUUUGUUGUUACUUUUUUCAGGUGGAGGUGGUCUAACUCGUUAAAGAAACAGAGGAAUAUAUUAGUAAAAGAUAAAUAGUUUCUGUUAAGUGAUAAAAAAUAGAUUCCUUUUAUAUAUAAAUGUUUAAGAAAUAGAAAAUGUUUAUAUACCUGCCAACUUUUUCUGAGAUAUAAGCGUGAGAUUUUUAUCCUGGGAGUGCUGGGAUUUUUGAAGACGACACGAUCAUUUCCGAAGAUUCCUGAAAAAGUCCGAAGUCUUCCAAAGAAGGCCGAAGUCUUCCGAAGACGUCCGAAGUCUGCCGAAGGCGAGCUCGCUCCCAGUGCUUUUCACUUCAAAAAUCAGAGAUCGCGAGGAAGGUUUUGUCAUUUAUUCAUUUUACACAUGGUUUUCGUUCCUUACAUGGGUCUGAGUUAACAUAUUUUUGGAAAUUGUGUCAAGCAAGACGGCAACAACUCACAUUUUUCAAUCAGGCGUGAGAAAUUGGCCCGCAAGCAUGAGCCGGCGUGAGAUCGAAGUUUUCAACCCGCAGGCGUGAGACUCAUGCCUAAGGUGUGAGAGUUGGCAGGUAUAUGUUUACCUUGUUUGCAUAACCUAUAACCAACACAAGAGGCUGUUGGGAGAAUUCACGACAGUUGUGCAGAGGGAGAGGAGACCUUAGAGGAAGUCCGAGGGUUUGCACAACUGUCGAGAAUUCUUCCAAUCCAUCAAUUUAUUCAAAAAAUUUACUUUCCCAACAAACAGAAGCAAAUCUCUUUGUUACUGGUGCUGAUUAAUAAGAAAUCAUACUAGUCGCCAAGUGUUGAACUCAGUGUUCUCAAAAUAUGGAUUUUUCUUGCUUAAAUUGUCAAAAAUGCAAAAAAAAACUUUGAUACUGCAUGUUAGCAAAGAUUUCCCAAGUCUAAGCAUUCAAGCCGAAAUGGAAAGAUAAGGUAAACUUUCUGAGUUUUCAGCUCACAAGCCUUUUCAAAUUCAUGCCUGCAUCACAACUGUGUUUAUGUGCUUGUGCAAACAUGCCUCUCAGCCAAUCAGAGCUUGAUGCUCAUCAUGAUGACUAGAGGUUUAGGGUGUGGCACAGCUACAAUGCCCACCCAGAGUCACUCAUGCCUGCACUAUUUACUGCCCCACAGGUGAGGUAAGAGCUAACCAGACAAAUUGCAUAGCAGUAACAAUUACCUGUGCACAGGCCUUCCAAAAUGUUGUAUGGAAAGGGCUGUCAUUAAGAUUUCAAGUAAUAUAUCAAACAUGAGACGCAGUGUUUCAUCACCAGAUGAAACACUGAGAAGAGAGUUGAAAAUACGACGCGCAGCGGAGUAUUUUUGACGAACUUCGAGGUGUUUCAUCUGGUGAUGAAACACUGUGUCGAAUGUUUGAUAUUUCUUCUCAAACAAAAUCAUUUUUGAAGGAGAAAUUAAGGAUGCAAAUACUGAGCAGUUUUUCAUCCGAUUUCCAAACACUCAUUAAACAUUAAUUUUCUUUGUAUUUUCUUUAUGAAUUAUUAAUGAGUUUGAGAAGUUUUCUGGGUGAAUACAACAAAAAGGUAAGGGAAUUCAGACAGCUAGGGAUUUCUUUUCUUUUGGACGUUGCCAGGGUUCUUGUUUAUGUUAGUGGGGGAAAAAACAUAAUAAUAACAUUUAUUUUAAGAGGGUGACACCAAUUACUAUGAAAAGUAUACCAAGCCCCCUGAAAACCCUGCAAACAGCAUUUUCAAUUGUCCCGGCCUGAGGAAUGAAUUACCUCUUAGUAUAAGAGAGUCAAGUACCAAGUGUCAAUUUUUCGUUAGAAUUUGAUGGCCUUUUAUUAUGAUAAGUUUAAUGUAAAUUUUCUCUUAUUUUACAUUGUUCUUUACUCGAUCAUUUGUCCAUUUAUAGUAAUUUUUUAUUGAAUUUUUAUUUUUUAUCUCAUGUCUUCUGUAGUUUUUUAAUAAAUAUACUUCUUAAAUUUAUGUUUUAGAUAAUUUUAUUACUUAAUUAAUUCUCUAGAUCUAUUUAUGAUGUAAUAAUAGGUGGCUUAUUUUUAAGGAGUCUUGUACUCAGAGUGUUUUAAGCCUACCUCAGAUUGAGCGAUUGAUUGAUUUAAUUGUCAUUGUAAUUGUAAAUCUGAAACUUGAUUAAAUUAAAAAUUAAAUUAAAUUAAAUUAUUGUAAAAUAGUCCCAGAAUUAGAUUAUUGUAAACUUGAUGCACCUUAUUUGUAUUUGGUGCUAAUUUGUGGUUCUUGAUAAGCUAUCAUUGUCAUUUUAAUGCAAUGUUGUAUACCAUUUUAUCUUACAAAGAUCUUGAAUACUAAAGUUCUAAUCCUUUGAUUGUUAGUCAUGUUGCAGCAUCUAUUUAUUGCUUUGCUCAGUUUUGUUAAGAACUUUCCAACCAAAUCCACUGGCAUUUAACACUCGUUGACUAGCACAACUAUUCCCCUCAAAAUAUCUUAAUGUUUAUCUAAGCGCAGGCUCAGAAGUAUCGAGAUUCAUGGUUUCCUUGGGAGCAGCCACUAAGAGUUUCAUGUUUAAUAAAGUUAAUUCAAAAAACCAACUUGUAAAGUUCAAGUAUUCACACUUCUACAAUUUACAAUACAACAACAAUAAGAAAAAAAAGAAGCAGAAACAGAGCUAACUAUACAUUAAAUUAAACAUAACAAAGGAAAAAAGUGUGUAGCAGCCAAAGGAGCCAAGGUUUCAAAUUGGCUACUACCACAGAGCGGUUACAAGUGGGUGGAGGUUAUACAGUACUUAUAAAAAAGUAGUUAUGGAGUUCUGGCUAAAUUAAUCA
Messenger RNA from Porites lobata, 7542 nucleotides. Lineage: Eukaryota; Metazoa; Cnidaria; Anthozoa; Scleractinia; Poritidae. The record is from the annotation of a GenBank genome assembly.